GUACAGUUGUCAAGAUACCACGUAAGAACCUGAGUUUGUCGGUGAUGGUGACAUUAUUGUGGAAAUGUUCCUUGCCAUCAGCAAUUUCCUCUCCAUCCAUGGUAUAAAGCAGUAAUAUAUGGGUCCUGCUUUACAUUUUACUCUGUUGUUCUUGGCUCUUUUGAAAGCUAGAUUUUAUUUAAAAUUCAGUUGACUUUUAACUUUAUGAAAAUGACUAAAGUCAAAGUAACACAUGGUGAUUAUCUCUUAGUGGGAUAUGUUAUGCCUCAGUUCUUGAUCCAGAAGUUUUAUGCGAGGAUUACUUUGAAAACUAAAUGCCCAAGCCCAUCUUUAAAGGUGAUCCCAACAUUGCCCUCUGUGAACCACAUACUAGUACUUUGUCGGCGAUAUUUAUGUGGACAUGGAGGAUAGAUUGGGUUAUAGCACAGAGGUGAGCCUUCUUGUGGACUGUCAGCAGUCCAUCUGGAAUCUGGCACAGGCCACAUUGUGCUUUGAUAUAGGGUUAAAGGAAGAAACAGGAAGCUCUUUUUACCUCUAAGUAAAAGUACAAGCUCAAACAACUCAUUCUGAGUAAGAGCUCUCUGUUUUGCAUUUAUUUAUUCAUGAACAUGUGUAUGUACAUGCCUACAUACACCUGCCCACAGGGGUCUGUUAUUUCCUUCCACUGCAUGGUUUCUAGGGAUUGAACUCAUGUCAAGCUUGGCAGCAAGCAUCCUUACCCACCAUCUCAUGGGCCCUGAAUAAACAUUCUUUGAGAGGGCUGAGACAGCCAACAUGAGAAGUCAUCAUAUAGUUGGCUUGCCUCCAAGAAUAACUGUCCUUGAGGAUGUGUUUCACAACCCACACAGAGACAAAAGGCUCCUGGGUUUCUGCUGAGUCACAGCCCUAGUCUCUGUUCCUCAUUCGCUCCGUUUGUUCAUCCCUGCCCCCUCACCAUGUUCCCAUCUUUAGACUGCUGCCCUGGAACAAGAAAUAAGACUGGAGGACCAUGACUUCAUAUAAUUUACUAUGGCAGAAUGUUUUCUGUCCAGAUUUCAAUUCUUUUAAGAGAUGUGAACCCUGGGUUUACUCACUGUGCAUCAGGAGUGUCGAUCAUAUUUUGAUGACACUGAGUACCUUAAAGUGCAGUUCCUACUGACCAAACUAAAGUACUGCAGACCAAUUAAUAUAAACAGGCAAGGCUGGGGAGAGAGUUCACAGGCCAAGUGCUUGCCAUGUAAGUUUGAGAAUUUGAAUUUGAAAUUCCCAGAGCCCAUGUAAAGCUAGUGCGAUAGUGUGAGUCUGCCCUUCAGGCAAGGUGGAAGGCAGAGACAGGAAAAUCCCAGAAGUUCACAGACUGGCUAGCUGCAUACACAGCACUGAACAACAGAGACCCUGUCUCAAACACAGCAGGAGAGCAUCUCCGCAAACAUGUCAAGGCAUGUGCAUAGUCAUCACAUAGGUACACAGACUGUGUGUGUGCAUUUACAGACGUUAUCUCUAUACCUCAGAUAGAUACAUAGAAAGUAAGCACAGUGUUCUCAAAUAAAGAAGUACAACUGAGCAAUGCUUGACCUCUCUAACAAUCGGAAAUUCAAAUCAAAGCCAUAUUGAAAUUCCAAUCUUACCCCACAGCAGCACUGUCAUCCAGAACACAAAAACAACAACUUCUGGUGAAAAUAUAAGUACAGGGUAGACUCUUAACAUGCCGCUGGUGGGUGGGAAUAUGGACUCGUGCAGCCACUAAGAGAGGCACUGUGGAGAAUCCUCUCAAAAGUAGAUGGAUACAAGAUAUGAAAAAUGAUUGCAAGCUUUUCUAGUUCUAAUUCUGUCUUGGAUUUUUUGUUUUGAUGGCAAGAAAUAAUCCUGUAAGAGAAACUGCAAUGGAAAUUGGAAAAGGAUGUGAUAUUUCCAACCACUCAAAAUCAGGAUCAUCGCCAGUCUUGUCACCCAGGAAGCCCUCUCACCCAGUCAUGGAUUUCUUCAGUUCACAUCUUUUAGAUGACUCUUCCUCACCAGCCUCUACUUCUACUCAUACAGAUGCCCAUAAAAUAAUUGUGGGUGAUCGUCUUGUUACUGAUGAAAAUCUUCAGAAGGUGGAGAAUGUACUUGACCUCUGGAGUUCAGGUCUGAAGACAAACAUUAUAUCUGAACUAAGUAAGUGGAGACUUAAUUUUAUCGACUGGCACCGUAUGGAGAUGAAGAAAGAGAAGGAAAAGCAUGCGGCGCUUGUGAAGCAGCUGUCGAACCAGAUAGCUGACUUGAAGGAGCUACAGAAAGCCUUUGAAGUUUCCCUUGGAAGAAAGGAUGAGGUGAUUUCCAGCUUGUCUCAGGCCAUCGGCAAGCAAAAGGAAAGGGCAGAGUUGAUGAAAACCUUCUUCCACUGGCGAAUCAGCCAUGUCAAGUCAAGACAGGAUGUCUAUGAAGGUAAACUGGCUGACCAGUACUUCCAGAGAACUUUGCUGAAGAAAGUCUGGAAGGGUUGGCGUUCCGUGGUUCAGAGGCAAUGGAAAGAGGUGGUAGAACGGGCAUGCCAAGCGAGGGCUGAAGAAGUCUGUGUGCAGAUCUCCAAUGAUUAUGAAGCCAAACUUGCUAUGUUAUCUGGAGCUUUGGAGAAUGCAAAAGCUGAGAUUCAAAGAAUGCAGCAAGAAAAAGAGCACUUUGAAGACUCCAUGAAGAAAGCGUUCAUGAGGGGGGUGUGCGCAUUGAACCUUGAAGCCAUGACCAUAUUUCAGAACAAAAACGAUGCAGGGGUAGACUUCACGAACAAUAAAAGGGAGGAGAGUGGUCCCGCUGGUCCAGGAAGAGAGCUCUCUGCUCAUUUGGAUUCAUCUUCAUCUACAAUACCUUCAUCAGUUCCGCCACAGCUGCUGCCAUCCGCCACAGCAGCAGCAGGAGUGGCCAACGCCACUGCCAUUCCCUCUGCCGCUUCCAUGACCUCUGCUGGAGCCACAUCUGCCUCUUCUGUUCAUGUUCCUGUCUCUGUUCUUGGUGCAGGAUCCGCAGCUGCAACUGCUCCAGAAGGAAUGUACAUACCAAGAGUUGUGACCUCAGCCCAGCAGAAAGCCGGGAAGACGAUUACAGCGCGGAUCACGGGUCGGUGUGAUUUUGCUUCCAAAACUAGAGUCAGCAGCAGUUUGGCUAUCAUGGGAGUUUCUCCUCCCAUGAGCUCAGUCGUCGUGGAGAAGCAUCAUCCAGUCACAGUGCAAACCAUUCCUCAGGCAGCUGCUGCCAAGUACCCACGGACCGUCCAUCCUGAAGGUGGCGGCAUCCCAACCUCUAGGUCUCUCGGAGCCAGGCCAGCCCACACCCAGUCUCUCUCCAGCGUUCAGUCCAUAAAAGUGGUUGACUAGACUCGGGUCUCUUCAUUUCUCUGAGGACUGGGAGCAGAAGUCAUUUAUGUUGACUUUUCUGUACUGUUUAGAACAUCAUGGACAUAUCAUGUUCAUCUUUUCAGAAUUAUAAGAAACUUUCCCAUCCUUUGUAACUGUAUAUAGAGAUUAUUUUAAUGUUAUUUUUAUUUAAGCAAUUAAGUAGAACUUUUUAAUAAAAAAAAAAAAACUUGA
This is a messenger RNA of Myodes glareolus (Bank vole), 3545 nucleotides long. Lineage: Eukaryota; Metazoa; Chordata; Mammalia; Rodentia; Cricetidae. The record is from RefSeq and is a predicted model, not a curated record.